AUGCCCCGUGUAUACAGAAGCAUUGCCGCGGUCCAGCACACCACACCACCAUCCGUGCGACCCUCCCCACAUAUCUACGCCUUUCACAAACAGCUCCCGGGAUAUACGCCAACACCUCUUGUCUCGCUUCCCUCCGUUGCGCGCGAGCUCGGUAUCGCCCACGUUCUGCUCAAGGACGAAUCUUCCCGCUUCGGUUUGCCGGCAUUCAAGAUUCUAGGAGCAUCGUGGGCCACUUGUCGAGCUGUUGCGCGUCAUCUAGGACUACCAUGGGAGCAAGAUGCCGUCCCUUCGCUGGACGAGCUGUCAGCAAUAGUGCGAAGCAAGGGCGUCAGUCUCACGCUCUUCGCCGCGACAGAAGGGAACCACGGGCGUGCAGUCGCUCGCGUCGCUCAGCUACUUGGGAUCAAAUGUGCGAUAUAUGUUCCGCGCGACAUGCCCCAUGCCACAAGAGCCUCCAUUGCGUCGGAAGGCGCUCACGUCGUCGAAGCUAGCGGAGACUACGAUCUCGCAGUUCGCCAAUCUCAUACCGCGGCGAAUGCCUGCGACGGCGGUCUGCUCAUCCAAGACACAGCGUUCGACAAUUACGAAGAGAUCUGUCAGUGGAUCGUCGAUGGCUAUUCGACUCUUCUUCGUGAAGUCGACGACCAAGUCGCCGAAGUGACUGGCAGACGCACUCCAGACAUCGUCAUCACACCCAUCGGCGUGGGCUCCCUCGGACAAGCGGUAACGACCCAUUACAAGCAGCCUGACCGCGAGGCGCGAACCAGAGUCGUUACCGUCGAGCCGGACACGGCAUCGUGCCUUAGGAGGAACCUCCUCGAUCGCCAACAAGCUGAUACGCCAGAGACGAUCCUCAGAAGCCAUACCAUUAUGGCUGGCUUAGACUGCGGCACCGUUUCUACAGUCGCAUGGCCGAUUCUCCGAGAUGGCGUCGACGUGGCGCUGUCCGUAGCCGACAUUGAAGCGCAUCGGGAGGUCGAGAACCUGCGCGCAGAGCAUGUCGAGAUAGGCCCGUGCGGUGCCGCCCCUCUCGCAGCGCUCCGCCGGCUCGCCGCUGAGACCGGCUCGGAUCUGCUCAAACCGGACAGCAUCGUAGUUCUCCUCGCCACCGAAGGCGCGCGGGACUAUCACACGCCCCUCGACACUACGACGACCGACCCUGUGACGCUGACACAGAUCCUCACCCAAAUCGAUUCAUCCAACCCCGACCUCAGCGAAGGCGCGGGCGCGGGCGAGACCGGAAUCGCCGACUUUCUCUGCGGCUGGCUGGCGCAUCACGACUUCGAGGUGCACCGCCUCGAAGGCACGCCUGGGCGCCCGACGGUGGUGGGCGUCGCGCGGGGUAGGGGCGGAGGCCGCUCCUUGAUCCUGAACGGACAUGUCGACACGGUCACGCUUGCCGGAUACGCCGGGGACCCUCUGAGCGGUGGAAUCAGGGAUGGCGCUGUCCAUGGGCGCGGUACGUUCGAUAUGAAAGCCGGAAUCGCCGCGUCUCUGGUGGCUGCCCUUCGAGCGCGCGAAACACAGACAUUGCGAGGGGACAUCAUCCUAGCAUUGGUCGCGGACGAGGAGAAUUUGAGCAUCGGGACAAUCGAGCUUCUGGCUGCGGGUUGGCGAGCAGAUGCUGCCGUGGUGAGCGAACCGACCGAACACGGCCUCAUGCUCUCGCACAAAGGCUUCGUGUGGGCCGAUGUGGACAUCCUCGGGAAAGCCGGACACGGCUCUCGUCCGGACUUGUGCGUCGACGCGAUCGUGAAAGCGGGCCACUUCCUCGUCGCCCUCGAGAAGUAUGGCCAGGAUCUGAUCGCUGGCCGAGUGCAAGGCUCAGCGGUGCAUCCGAAGGUCGGGACCGGCACAGUGCAUGCCGGCAUUAUCAAAGGCGGCGAAGAGCUCACCUCAUACCCUGCUCUCUGUACGGUUUCGGUCGAGCGGAGGACAGUCCCGGGCGAGACGCCUGAGGUCGUCGAGAGGCAACUUCGUGCGAUCCUCGACCAUCUAGUCGAAACCGUGCCGGAUUUCCGUUACUCCCUGCGCAUGGGCGAAUCCCGGGCGCCAUACGAGAUUGACGAGGGCCAUCCGUUCGUCCGGUUGUUUGAGCGUCACGCACAACAGAUCCUCGGCCACAAACCUACAGUUCUAGCAGGAACGUAUUGGACGGACAGCGCUCUCCUUGCAGAAAAGGGGAUUCCUACUAUUCUGUUCGGUGUGCAAGGAGAGGGGGCCCACGCUGCCCGAGAGUUUGCCUCUGUCCGCAGCGUUGGUCAGGUCACCAACAUUUUGACGGACGUCGCGACUGACUUCUGUAAAUAA
This is a messenger RNA of Fomitopsis serialis, 2310 nucleotides long. Its product is annotated as tryptophan synthase beta subunit-like PLP-dependent enzyme. The record is from RefSeq and is a predicted model, not a curated record. Gene Ontology annotation, molecular function: hydrolase activity. The transcript is spliced from 2 exons. The coding region runs from base 1 to 2310 and encodes 769 amino acids. Lineage: Eukaryota; Fungi; Basidiomycota; Agaricomycetes; Polyporales; Fomitopsidaceae.